CCUUAAAAAGAAAUUCAUUUAAAUAAUUUAGGAAGAAGACGGGAGGAAGAAGGAAACCUCUGCUCUACUGGCAGUGGGCAGGAGGAACCAGCUGUGCGCUUCCUUUCCUCAAGUUCUGUCCUUUUUUUUAAUCUUUGUUGGCUCUCAGGAGAGCGAGAGAUAGAGAGAGAAGUGUUCUCUUUUGGCACUGUAUGAUCUGUCCAAACCGAUUCUUUUAGUUAUCUGCAAGGAAGGAAAGGAGGGGGCUCUGCUCAGAUCUAGAGAUCUUUCGACAGGGAGAACAACAAAAGCGGAUCUGCAGAGGGUGAUGUCUUCGGGAUUUGGUGUGAUUUGAGCUGAUACAGUUCUUUUCAUUGCUGGCUGAGUGUAGACUAAUGAGAUAGGAGAAGAGGUGGAAGAAAUGGGAAAGAGAGGGAAGAGCUGGUUUCGCGCCGUCAAGAGGGUCUUCAGACGAGAAUCAAAGGAAAGGAAAGAUCAGCAAUCAAAGAAAUUGGAUCCUGAAAGGCCCGAUCAUUCUGAUCCAUCAUCUUAUGAAAUACUGCCAACUGUUUCUUCUGAUGUACCUCUCCCUCCUCCUCCUGCUCCUCCUAUUCCUCCUGCGCCUGCGUCGGUAGAGGUGAAAUUUGCGGAGCCAGAGCUUGAGCAGGGCAAGCAUGUCCACUCUAUCGCAAAUCCCAGUACGACUGCAGCUCAGUCCACAGCGCAUGUUGUCCAGCUUGAUAGUUCGACUAAAUUUGCUGACAAAUCAAGAGAAGAAGGCGCAGCAAUCAAGAUCCAGACCGCUUUCCGGGGAUAUCUGGCAAGACGAGCUUUACGGGCAUUGCGGGGAUUAGUACGAUUGAAGUCACUUAUUAAUGGAAACACUGUCAAGCGCCAAGCCACGACCACAUUACGUUGCAUGCAAACUCUAGCUCGAGUUCAAGCACAAAUUCGUUCAAGAAGGUUGCGGAUGAUAGAGGAUAACCAAGCUCUUCAGCGCCAACUUCUGCUUAAACGUGAAAGAGAACUUGAAAAUAUAAGGAUGAGCGAGGAUUGGGAUGACAGCACUCAAUCCAAAGAGCAGAUUGAAGCGGGCCUUUUAAGCAAACAAGAGGCCUCCAUCAGAAGAGAAAGAGCACUGGCUUAUGCAUUCUCUCAUCAGUGGAAGAACUCUUCAAAGUUAGUUAAUCCCACCUUCAUGGAUCCAAACAACCCCCAUUGGGGCUGGAGUUGGCUCGAGCGGUGGAUGGCUGCAAGGCCAUGGGAGGGCAGGAGCACCGCAACUGAUAAGGAACUCAACAGCGAUCGCGCUUCCAUGAAGAGCACCAAUGGCGGCGAGAUCAUUAAAGCCUAUGCUCGUCGAGAAACCAACCUCAAUGGAACGGCUGCUGCAGCCUCACCUAAGAAAUCAUUGCACACUCUUAGCCGACAGUCGCCGGCCACUCCCGGCUCCAAGUCCUUCACAGGAGCAACUAAGAUCAAAUCUGCAAGCCCCAAAAUCAACUGUGCUCCUUUAGAUGAUGACUUGAGAAGCAUGAUUAGCUCACAAUCGGAGCGACCGAGACGACACAGCAUAGCUGCAUCGUCGAUCAGAGAUGACGAAAGCCUUGCAAGUUCACCAGCCAUUCCGAGUUACAUGGCACCAACAAGGUCUGCAAGGGCUAAGACCCGGACGCAGAGCCCGUCGACUGAUAGCAAGAUUGAGACUCCUCCGGAGAAGGGAUCCAUAGGCUCAGUGAAAAAGAAGUUAUCUUUUCCCAACUCACCUGGGCCUGUGAGAAGGCACUCAGGCCCUCCUAAGGUGGAUGUCUCUGUGAUUCAGGAGGCUGUUGCCUCUGCAGAACACAAUGAGGUCAAUGCAGAAAGCAGGUAGUAGCUACAAGAAGGUUCAGAGGAUCAGGUUGGUGAAUUUAUUUAUGCAAAAAGAAAAAAAAAGAUCUAAUUUUUUUGGACUAGAUAUCAUUGGGUGGUGAAUUUGUUGUAUUUUUUAAGGUUUGCUUUUUUAUGUUGGAACAAAAUGUUUCUUAUGAAUGUGGGAGUUUGUUAUUCAGUUAUUG
Molecule: messenger RNA, 2036 nt
Organism: Phalaenopsis equestris
Lineage: Eukaryota; Viridiplantae; Streptophyta; Magnoliopsida; Asparagales; Orchidaceae
Product: protein IQ-DOMAIN 1-like
Exons: 6
Coding region: 401-1852 (483 amino acids)
Molecular function (GO): protein binding
Source: RefSeq, a predicted model, not a curated record